Messenger RNA from Recurvomyces mirabilis, 2358 nucleotides. RefSeq lists its product as uncharacterized. NCBI's taxonomy places the organism in Eukaryota, Fungi, Ascomycota, Dothideomycetes, Mycosphaerellales, Teratosphaeriaceae. The record is from RefSeq and is a predicted model, not a curated record. The transcript is spliced from 3 exons. Bases 1 to 2358 code for a protein of 785 amino acids.
AUGCGUCUGGCUAGCAAUGCUUGCCAUGAUCACUACACCAUGUACCUUGGGCUGGACGAUCGGUCGACAACAAUUCUUCCUGCCCUCGAGCACUCGAUAAGCAGUCCUAAUGACAAUGCGUUGUCGAGUGUUCUGAAUAACAAAUCUCACACGCGAUCUACCGGGAAGGAUAAGACAAGAUUGGCCGGACCAGUCUACUUACAAGUACUUGACGACAAAAGCACGAUACCCGAGUACGGACAGCCAGACACAAGACAAGCUAUGGCGAGAGUCAUCCCGAGCAACACGUUCUCUGGCAUCUUCCCUGCCAUACCGGAGCUCAGACAGCAGGAUCCAUACGUGAUGAGCGGCAGACGUGGGAGCGGCAUCAGCGCCAUACCACCACAACCGACAACAGCAGACUUCAUUGGCGACAGACGAGCAAAACCAACGCCGCUUCCUCCCACUCAAAAAGCGGCCAAAGCCGCCGGACUCAAGGGCAAGCUUCAGCGUAUCAAGCGUGCUCUCUUCCACACCAAGAGCACCUCAAAGCCUCGACCCCAAAGCACUUUCCGCACUCCCAGCGAGAUGGCACCACGAUCUACACCUGUCGUUAAGCCCACGGCUCCCCCUAACCCAGCCAAACCAACAAAACGCUCCCCACAUCACCCACAACGCCACCCCUCCAAAUCAGGAACAAUAAUGACAUCCCGCUCCCACGGCGCUCCAAUCCCCAUCUCGCGCGUCUCGUUCGUGGCACCAGGCAGGAACCUCGGCCUCUUCCCAGGUAGUAUCGAGAAGCCAGCCGUGAGUAUCAUGACGACCUCUCCAAGCGGCAGACGCAUGACGAUCCAUGUGCCCGAGCCGAGCACUUCUUCUACACCACCGCGAGUCCCGCCGAAGGAGCGGAAGACGGCUACGCUAAGGCAUCCGGUUGUUUCGGGCUUGGUGCCGGAUUUGCCUACGCCAGGUAGUUUUGGUAGUACGUCUACUGGUAGUUCGGCUAAGAGUCUUGGGAGACGUUCUUCUGUUGGCACGGACGAUGAUACUCGCUCUGCGCUCAACUUUGAGGGGAAGGUCGAGAAUCCGGUUGAUCCGAGGAAGAUUUUUCGGGAGUCGAGGCGGUAUACGCAGCUUACUGAGGUUGGUUCGGGUCUCACGAACUUCCUGCACCAGUUUGAUGGCGCGGCGAGGUUCCAUACUGCUUCAUUCGUGCCUGAUCGCUCUGCAGAGACAUUAGCUCGUCCUGGUACUGCGGAUUCCGAGGUCCAGAGGAAGCAGAAUCGUAAUGCUGCGCUCGCGGCACUUGGUGGUGCUAGUCUGCACUCUGAUGGGGCUGAGGCGAAUGCGAAGUGGGAGUCUAUUGCGGCGUGGCGACGACAGCACCCGGAGAGCUUGCUUCCUGGUCGUGUGCUUGCACAGCGUACGCCUUCUGUGAGGGAGCGAGAUGAAAUCAGCAAAAGGCGCAAGUCGUCGGCUGGUGGGCUGUACAUUGCCUAUACGGCACCGCUUGAUCCCUUCGGUGAGGAGCCUGCUGCUGUGCGUCCAGCGAGGGCAUUCUCUCAAGAUUGGUCAUUCUCCUCUAUCUCGCGCUCAAGCACGCCGAGUAGCUUUGCUGACAUGCCGUCGCAUCGACGCCACUACAGCGCUGUUGAGUCGGUCCAUUCAGAGGCGAGUCUGGAUCUCCCCAUUCAGUCUAAUCGCACACCAUCACCAGAUGCUGCGCAGCACAGAGAUCUAUACAACCGUGUCGAGUCUGGCGUCUUCGAUGACGACUGGAGGCGGAAUAUCCGGUCGAUGCAUGCGGACAUCGAGUAUGCCACGCCUUCAGCCACAGCAACACCAUCGUACUUCUCGCGCGAUACGCCAAGGAACUCUGCCCCGAUUCCUCCACCCAAGCCGCCGACUCCUCCGAAGCAGGUGGUGGGUGUGAGGCGUAAGCCAGUGGGCACAAGUGCCGCCCCAGCUAAGUCCACCGCACACCUCUCCGCUUACCUCUCCGACUCUACACCCACCACUUUCCCCACCAAUAAACCCCUCCCCACCCACAAUCCAAUCCCAUCACGGAAGAAACAACCCUCCCGCUACCGCACCAUUCGCCCCACGGCCCCUCCCGUCCGCCCAGAAGCAGAUAAGAACAAAACCUUACCCUUCCCUCCCGCCCCCUCAGACCCCAAACGCUACACCAACGGCAUCGUCCCAUCAAUCUCAAAUAUUAGGAUGAAUUCUGUUCGAUUCCCGAUCGUGAAGAAAAAGGCUGAGAGGGGGGAGUUUUGUGCGGAGCCGGAGUAUAAGAGGAGGAGCGUCAAUGAAGUUGAGGCUAAGUUUAGGCGGGAUGAGGAACGGAAGGGGAGGCCGGGGAGGAUGGGGAGGAAGUAG